AUGCUCCUGCCAUCUCCGUCGCUCGCGUCGGUCGAUCCGGAGACGGACGAAUGGCUCAAUCACCCAGAGGCGAAGGAAAUGUUCGCAAUAUCCUUCGCGCUCGGCAGUCUCACCCGUCUCGACAUGGCGCAGGCGGAGGGUUUGCUGGGAAUGUUUGAGGAGCUCAUGCUCGAGCGGGAAGACAUCAGGGUGUAUGCCAAGAUAAUGCGGAUGGGGAGGUAUGAGCUUCCGAUGGUGCAGGAGAUGGUGGAGAGGCUAGGCGGGCACAGGAUAAAAGUGGUUGAGUGGAUGAAGGCGGAUCCGGUGGUGCUUCUCCGGACGGGGAAGGUGGACCUGGCGAUUCACCAUGCGGGAAGUAACUCCUAUCACGAGGCUUUAAGCUUGGGAGUUCCCCAGAUCGCGGUGUCGAGCUGGCUUGACUGCUAUGACUUUGCCGUCCGUCGUAUCGAACAAUUGGGUAUCGGAAAACCUGGUUUCACCCCCUCGGAGCUCCUCUCGACCAUCCACUCUGUCCUUGCCGACUACCCCAAAAUUAAGGCUCGCGCGAUAGAAUGUGCUGAGGUUGCCGCAAUGGCUGGAACGGAUGUCAAGGCUCAUGAUGUACAUCUAUGCUCUUUCGCACCAGCCCGGAAGCGGUCCCCCAAGGGAGCCAUCUUCCACGAGAUUUCGGGACUGAGUCAUACUGAAUCGGUCAAGCAGUCCAUGCCUCUUGAGAAAGUUACUGCUCUGCUGCAGCAUCGCCCGACCUUCUUUGGCGUCCUCAAGAUCGUCAAGAACACCCCAUAUGCGCAUUCUCCGUACACCCCAUCGCAAUACAUCAGCAUCACGCGGGAGGUGGAAAGCACGCUCGAAGCGAUCAAGCCUGAUCUCGUGGUGAUCGACUCUCUCUUCCUUUCCGGCCAGGAUGCGGCGCGGAAGUUGGGCUUGGCGCGGAUCAUCCUAUCUCCAAAUGCCUGGAAGGAUAACGCUAUACAUCUGCAAGGUCUCGGCGCGUUCUCAUGGCCUGCCCUAGGCACGGCUUGGCCAUAUCCCCUUCCUAUCUACCUCUGGCCGCUCAACAUCAUCCUCUUACUCUGUCUCGCGCUCACCUUCGAGCUCAGCCCUAGUACCCGAGCGAAGAUGGCAGCACGGAAAGAGGCCGGCUACAAUGGCAACUUCCUCAAUGAACCUGUACAGAUCCGACUCUGCAUGGGUCUCCCACAACUUGAAUUACCCGGUAUCCGCCCUUCCACCGUCAUACCCAUCGGUCCCAUCCUGCUCCCUUCCCCACCCCUCGCGUCCGUCGACCCGGAGCUCAACGAGUGGAUCAGCCAUCCCAAGGGCGAAGGUAUGUUCACCAUCACCAUCGCUCUUGGCUCUCACUGGACGCUACGGGCUGGAGAGGCCGAAGGGUUAUUGAGGAUGUUCGGAGAGCUGCUGGGAAGUAAGGAAGAUGUGAGGAUCUACGCCAAGAUCAUGCGGCGGGGGACGUACCAGCUCCCGCUUCUCGCAGAGCUGCAGGCGGAGUUUGGCGAACAUAGGCUGAGGGUGGUAGAGUGGAUGAAGGCGGAUCCGGUGGUGCUCCUCAGGACUGGCAAGGUGGAUCUGGUGAUCCAUCAUGGGGGAAGCAACUCAUACCACGAAGCCCUGAGCUUGGGCAUCCCGCAGAUGGCAAUUGCGAGCUGGUUUGACUGCUAUGAUUUUGCCGCUCGGAUCGAGACGCUGGGCAUAGGAAAAUGGGGAAAUCGUAAGGCAGGGCCAGGAUUCGACCCUGCCGAGAUACUCGGCGCCAUUCGCGCCAUUAUCGCUGACUAUGCUCACAUCAAGGCCAAUGCUGUCCGCUGUGCCGAUGUGGCUGUUGCGGCUGGGACGGAAGUGAAGGGCCAUGAUGGCCUGGAGCUCACCGUUCCAAGAGGGGAAGGGGGUUUAAGCAUACAAGGGAGGGACGUGGCGGCGGAGUGGAUCUACAGGAAGGCUCGGAGCUGUGUGGCCUAG
This is a messenger RNA of Dioszegia hungarica, 1974 nucleotides long. RefSeq lists its product as uncharacterized. Bases 1 to 1974 code for a protein of 657 amino acids. The transcript is spliced from 8 exons. NCBI's taxonomy places the organism in Eukaryota, Fungi, Basidiomycota, Tremellomycetes, Tremellales, Bulleribasidiaceae. The record is from RefSeq and is a predicted model, not a curated record.